UUUUUAAAUUAUUUUAAAGGAAAAUAAUUUGAAAUUGCAAUGAUUUCUAUGAAUUACAAAAAAUUUUAUAAUUUUGAAGUUUCUCCACCUUUGAAUAUUUAUGUAAUUACAAAAAAUACUUGUAGAAUGUAUCAUUAAUCAUUAUAAGCUUUAAACAUGAAUUAAUGUGUGAUGAUAAAAGGAAAUCCAAAUACUGGAAAAAAUUCUGCUUUUGAAUCUUUAUGUAUUUUAUUAGCAUAACCUUAUUUUUUUUGGGAAUUUAACUCAGAUUAACCUUACUAAACUAUAAGUUAAAUAUUAAUUAAUGUUGCAAAUGGAGGUUUUUGGUUAUGUAUGAAUGGUUUGGAGUAAUGUGAGAAAGGAGUAUUAUCAAUAAUAGGAUAAAUAUUAUUUUCAAUGAGAAAGGCUAUUGUUUAUGAAUAAAAAAGUUUUUAGUUUGAAGGUAAGAGCUGGAAUGUUAAUAAUUCUUAUGGUAUUUUUUAGAUUUUUAAUGGAAAAGAUUUUAAAUUCGAAGAAAUGUCAAAAUGUGUAUUAGAAAAUUUCCGAAUUAUAAAUUUUAUUUAGGCUGAUUUAAAAGAUAUUGUUAAAUUGUAUUUCUACUUGUUUGGAUUUGGUAAAAAUUCGAAAGAGUUUUCAAUAAAAUUUUUGUUUUUUAUUUCAAAUAUCUGUAGUUCUUUUUAGAAUGGAAUAAGCGAAUUGGAAAAAGAAGGCUAAAACGAAUAAUUUAAGGAAAGAUUGAAGACUUUUAGUCGUAGUUAUAAAUAAAGUUAAGAAAAUAUAUUCACCUUUUCUUGUAUGAGUAAUUUAAAAUAAAUAAUGUCCAUUUUAAGGCUAUGUGUAUAAUUCUAAAUAGAAAAAAAUUAAGGAAAAACUUUCGAAAAUCCAAUUUAGUUAUUACAUUAAGGAGUAUAUUAUUAUUUUUUAUCGAGUUUAAAUACUUCUUAGCAUUCGCUUUUGAUGAAAAUCUUUGCGGGAAUUUUUAAUUUUUCAGAAAGUGUAAUUUUA
Ichthyophthirius multifiliis is the source of this 1005-nucleotide messenger RNA. RefSeq lists its product as hypothetical. NCBI's taxonomy places the organism in Eukaryota, Ciliophora, Oligohymenophorea, Hymenostomatida. The transcript has 2 exons. The record is from RefSeq and is a predicted model, not a curated record.